Messenger RNA from Ochotona curzoniae (black-lipped pika), 1276 nucleotides. RefSeq names its product hydroxysteroid 17-beta dehydrogenase 13 (gene HSD17B13). Gene Ontology annotation, cellular component: lipid droplet. The record is from RefSeq and is a predicted model, not a curated record. Gene Ontology annotation, molecular function: oxidoreductase activity, acting on the CH-OH group of donors, NAD or NADP as acceptor. Bases 197 to 1099 code for a protein of 300 amino acids. Lineage: Eukaryota; Metazoa; Chordata; Mammalia; Lagomorpha; Ochotonidae. The transcript is spliced from 7 exons.
UCCAGGCCUUGUGCCAAGCUGUGCUAGCACUUGGCGUUACUGCAAAACCCCAAGAUGUGUCAGUCCUGUUACAACAUGUGAACAGAGCCUGCUUUAUCUGACAGUCCCUCCAGCACCUGCUUACACAGCUCAUCUCUGGAGCUGCAGCAGGUGCGACUGCACGAGGACUGAGCCAGACGAGAGGGAAGACAGAGCCAUGAACCUCAUCUUGGACAUCCUCCUGCUUCUGGUCACCAUCAUCUUUUCCUACUUGGAGUCAUUGGUGCUGUUUUUCAUCCCACAAAAAAGGAAAUCCGUGGCUGGGGAGGUCGUUCUCAUUACUGGAGCAGGCCAUGGAAUAGGCAGGCUGACCGCCUACGAAUUUGCAAAGAGGAAAAGCAGACUGAUUCUAUGGGAUAUUAAUAAGCAUGGUGUCGAGGCAACUGCAGCUGAAUGCCGAAAGCUAGGAGUCACUGUGCAUGCUUCCGUGGUGGACUGCAGUAACAGAGAAGAAAUUUACAGUUCCAUAAGCCAGGUGAAGAAAGAAGUGGGUGAAAUCACCAUCGUGGUGAAUAAUGCUGGGGCGAUAUAUCCAGCUGAUCUGCUUAGUGCCAAGGAUGAAGAGAUUCUCAAAACCUUCGAAGUCAACAUCCUAGGACACUUUUGGAUCACAAAAGCACUUCUUCCAUCAAUGAUGAAGCGAAACCAUGGCCACAUUGUCACCGUGGCCUCAGUGUGUGGCCACGGAGUGAUCCCUUAUCUCAUUCCUUACUGUUCCAGCAAAUUCGCAGCUGUUGGCUUUCACAGAGCUCUGACGUCAGAACUGGAAGCCUUGGGAAAAACUGGCAUCAAAACCUCCUGUCUCUGCCCAGUUUUUGUGAAUACUGGGUUCACCAAAAACCCCAGCACCAGAUUAUGGCCUGUUUUGGAGACAGACAGAGUUGCAAAAAGCCUGAUUGAUGGAAUACUUACCAAUAAAAAAAUGAUUUUUGUCCCGUCAUACAUCAAUAUCUCACUAAUACUGGAGAAGUUUCUCCCUGAACGUGCCUUGGCAGCCAUAAGUCGUGUGCAGAACAUUCAGUUUGAAGCAGUGGUUGGCCACAAAACCAAAGUGAAAUGAGGUUUGCCAGAGCUGAACACGCAUUCAUGAUCUGAAUCUGAUGCUUUAGUUCACACUUUCUCAGUGCUGUCAAUGCUUAAAUACAGGCAUUGGCAUUAGUGCAGUCAAAUGAACAAGACUAAAUGCCUGUAUUUUCAAAAUGAAAACCUAUAAGAAAUAAACUUUUAUUGUUUACAU